AUGACUUCCUCCAUUUUACACCCGCGAAGGGGGCACACGCACACAAUCAUCUGGCUUCACGAUCGGAAUACUUUCGCUGUAGAAUUCUUCGUCAAACUCUUCGACUGCGAAGCACCGCAGCCGGAAGGCUUGCCAAUCGCUCUGCCUGAUCUCUUCCCUACGGUCAAAUGGGUAUUCCCCCAAGCGCCGCUUCUGCGCGCCGACCAGUCUAACAUCGAAAACAUGUCGCAAUGGUUCGACUUAUGGUCAACUGGAAACCCACGAGCGCGACCAGAAUUGCAAGAGCCCGGCUUGCGAUCCAGUAUCACCCAGAUCAUGGACCUCAUCCGACGAGAACCGUUACCUAGCCAUAAGAUCUUCUUGGCGGGAUUCGGCCAAGGCUUCGCAACUGCGCUUUCGGCAUUCCUUACAGCUGGCGGUCUACAGUUCGCCGGAUUGAUCGGCCUCUCCAGCUGGCUACCUCCUUUCGCCGAGCGCCAUCUUCACACGUCGAUGUACCCCGUAACGGACGAAACUCCGGUGUUCCUGGCUCAUUCUGUGGAUGACAGAGUUGUGUCAAUUAGCAAUGGGAAACUUCUUCGGGAUACUCUCCGUAUCCAUAUGGGAUCGGUAGAAUGGAAUAAAUACACGAAGGGUGGUCAUUGGAUCAACGAGGAUCAGGGAAUUGAUGAUAUUGUCACAUUUUUGAGGGCUAAUAUGUAA
Annulohypoxylon maeteangense is the source of this 702-nucleotide messenger RNA. RefSeq names its product alpha/beta-hydrolase. The transcript has a single exon. The record is from RefSeq and is a predicted model, not a curated record. Gene Ontology annotation, cellular component: cytoplasm. Bases 1 to 702 code for a protein of 233 amino acids. NCBI's taxonomy places the organism in Eukaryota, Fungi, Ascomycota, Sordariomycetes, Xylariales, Hypoxylaceae. Gene Ontology annotation, molecular function: palmitoyl-(protein) hydrolase activity; carboxylic ester hydrolase activity. Gene Ontology annotation, biological process: protein depalmitoylation.